Messenger RNA from Aspergillus caelatus, 2035 nucleotides. RefSeq names its product Zn(II)2Cys6 transcription factor domain-containing protein. Gene Ontology annotation, biological process: regulation of DNA-templated transcription. The record is from RefSeq and is a predicted model, not a curated record. NCBI's taxonomy places the organism in Eukaryota, Fungi, Ascomycota, Eurotiomycetes, Eurotiales, Aspergillaceae. Gene Ontology annotation, molecular function: zinc ion binding; DNA-binding transcription factor activity, RNA polymerase II-specific. Bases 264 to 1772 code for a protein of 502 amino acids. The transcript has 2 exons.
AACAAUUGUGAGCGGGCGUUAUAUUGCCUAGUUGAGGUAUGAGUGUAUUAGUGGCGGUUCUCAGGCGCGCUAUUCAUCAAAUUCAUUUGUUACCUUGAUAGUCAGGGAGCACUUCUGUUCUUGGUCACCCUUGUUAUUCUCCACCUCCUCUUCUCCUUUUUUUUUUCUGAAUUUUGAUUCUGCGACGCUGUCAGUUACCCGCAGGCCCAGUUCAGAUUGUGUGUUUCUUCGUCACAGUUUUGGAACCUUGUUAUAGAUUUGCCAUGGCUCCCGUGGAGGUGCCAGUAUCCAGACGGCGUAGAGCCCAGCAGAAGCGAUCCAAGACGGGCUGCCGCACCUGCCGUGCUCGUCAUAUCAAAUGCGACGAAUCACCCGGUAGCGUCUGCCAAAACUGCACGUCGACUGGUCGCAUAUGCGAAGGAUAUGAUAUGUGCCGGCUGCCUCAUAAACGAACUGAUGUAUAUCUGCCUGACAUUGCAAACCGUCUGUGUUGGAUCAUGAACUCGGACGAGAAAAGAUGUUUUUCCUACUUCCAUCAUCACUCUAUCUCCAGUUUGAUUUCCUUCUUCGACUCACCAUUGUGGCAAAAGCUUGUAAGGCAACUCAGUCACACUGAGCCUGCGGUCUAUCAUGCUGUGAAUGUCCUCGGUGCGGUCCAAGAAGACUCAGAGGAAUAUGACAUGCGUCUGGCAGGAGUCAACCUAUAUCGCCCUCGACACCGAUUCGCCCUCGAACAGUCUGCACGAUCCUAUGCUCUUCUCAAUAAACGACAUGCAUCUCAUGAUCCACAGUUCAAAGAGGUAACUCUAGUAUGCUGUCUGCUGUUCACAUUAUCAGAGCUGUUACUGGGGCAGUAUAAUACAGCUUUGCGGCAUCUCCGGAGUGGCCUGCAAAUUCUAAAUGAGGCAGCGACUUACACAAACUGCUUAUCAGCCAUCGACCAGUCUUUGGUCGAAGCCUUCGUGCGGUUGGACGCACAAUCAUCGCAUUUCGGAACGGAUGGGCCACUUUUGCAUCUGAACAAGGAGGGAGAAGAGGCGUGGUCAUACAGCGAUACAAUGUCAUUACCUCGCAAUGUGCAAGAGGCUCGACGGGAACUCAAUCACGUAUUAACCAAAGGCAUUCCAUUCCUCUCUGAGUGUUGGGCGCGUUCCAGUACGGAAAUCAGACUCAACUAUGACUCAAUGCACUUCACGCAACAGAGCCUUCUUGCUUCUCUGGCUCAGCAUAAGCAGCGAUUCGAAUUGUUUUGCGAACAGUCAUAUGCCACGCUCAGCCCGAAGGAACAACGAGGGGCGGAAAUAAUCCGAUUGCACUACCUGGCUCAGAUCUUGAGUAUCAAGACCUGCUUUUUCCACGGGCCGAUUCCGGGAUAUUUGACCACUGAAUACGCGUCCUUAUUAUCCGCUCACGAAGCGCUGAUGGCGAAAUUUCCGGAGCGUUCCACAACCACGUUGGACAAUGGCAUCAUCCCAGGACUGUAUGUCGUGGCAUCGAAAUGUCCCGACUAUCGUGUGCGCUUACGAGCAAUUAAAGCUCUCCAGUCUUGGCCGCAUUGCGAGGGCUUGAUAAAUUCCAACAUAGCUGCUUCAUUGGCCUUGGAAUCUCUCAAACGAGAACUCAUGGAAGGGAACAAGAAUGAGUUGUCACUCAUAAUUGGGGAUAACGAAGUAGAAUUGGUUCGCUUCUUGUUUGACACCCUAAGUUCCACAGAACGUGCUGCACAUUGGUCGAUGAUUAAAGCUUCUAGAAUUCUGCAGGAUGUACCAUGAACCACAAACACUGUCCUCCGGGAUUGAUACCUUUCGACUGAGAGCACUCAUAGUUAUUAACAAGUUCGAACUCCUGAUACCUUCUCACGAGGAACAAUACUUUGCAGAAGCAGGGCCGUGAUACUAUGUUUCUAUAAUAUCACCGAGGGCAGAUAUCCCGAUGCAGGGCACAUAUUAGCAUUCUAUUGUCAUCAAGAUUCUAUCCAUAACUAGGCGCGAUACAUUGUAUAACCGGAGGAAACCACGAACGGAGGAGAGCGAAA